Messenger RNA from Canis lupus familiaris (dog), 4229 nucleotides. RefSeq names its product zinc finger protein 665. Gene Ontology annotation, molecular function: DNA-binding transcription factor activity; RNA polymerase II cis-regulatory region sequence-specific DNA binding. The transcript is spliced from 5 exons. The record is from RefSeq and is a predicted model, not a curated record. Gene Ontology annotation, biological process: regulation of transcription by RNA polymerase II. Bases 979 to 4125 code for a protein of 1048 amino acids. NCBI's taxonomy places the organism in Eukaryota, Metazoa, Chordata, Mammalia, Carnivora, Canidae.
CCAUUCUUUCUGUCAAAGCAGGUGCCGCGCGGCCAGUGAGCCUGCGCCCUCGCUGCCUGACGGGGCCGUCUGUCUUGGCGGUGCUGAGAGGGGGGCGACCCGCGUGUACAUAGGCUUUAUCUGGCCGCAGAGAAGGGCACGCCCCGCGGGGGUAAGCGAGGAGGAGGGACUCGCAGCAGUCGGUGGAUUGUUGAUGGACUCCGUGGCCAGUGGACGUGGGUGAACCGGUUGACUGGUCUAUGUCUUGAGAAGGGCCGAGGCCGAUUGUGGGUGUUGCAGGGUGGCGUGACCUUUGAGGACAUUGCCGUGUACUUCUCCUGGAAGGAGUGGAGACUUCUGGAUGAGGCUCAGAGACGGCUGUACCACCAUGUGAUGCUGGAGAACUUUACACUUAUAUCCUCACUGGGGCGCAAGAAUUGAUGAAAAACAACACCUCUCCAGCAACUCAAAACACACCUUUCUUUCUGAAGUACCUCAAGAAAUGAUAGGUCAUUUACCUCUGCGAAAGGAUUGGAGAUUUGAGAGCAUCGAAAAUAAUAGUUUUCUCCUUUGAAAACUGUUAUGGAGUCUGAAAUUAUGGCUCUUCUUCACCCUUAAUAAAGAAAAAAGCUGGUCCCGCUAUAGAAGCAGGAUUUCCCGGCAGACCUUAGGAUGCCACCAAAAAAAGCCCUGAACCUCCAGGGUGUAGGACCCACUACCGGCGACAGCCAGACCUUCUGGGAACCACACCGCCUGGAAGUGCCUGGGCACUGAGGGAGCGGCGAGGAGCCAAUGAGGGAAUAGGAAGCGGCGUUUAUGGGCGGGCGCCGGCCCCGGGGCGGGACUUCCGGCCCAUUACGACCUUAGGCUUCUUUUUCCGUUUGUUUACUUUGCCUGGGUUCAGGAAAGCAAUUUCGGAAGGAUUACUGAUCGAGAAGAGGUAAGGGCAGGCUGUCGCUCCAACGCAAGACUGGGGUCCGAGGCUCCGCAACGCUUCUCAUGAUGAAGCCUGGAAAAAGAAUGAUGGUCCGGGUGUCCGCUCCGCUCCCUCAGCUCUCGGCCCUACUCCGCCUCCCGAGUCCGAUGGCGGCGGCCGCGCCCAGGGCCCCGGCGAAGGGUGGCGUGACCUUUGAGGACAUUGCCGUGUACUUCUCCUGGAAGGAGUGGAGACUUCUGGAUGAGGCUCAGAGACGGCUGUACCACCAUGUGAUGCUGGAGAACUUUACACUUAUAUCCUCACUGGGUUGCUGCUGUGGAGCAGAGGCUGUGGAGGCACCCAUUGAACAGAAUGCUUCUGGAGGUGUGUCACAGACCAGGACGCCCAGGGUAGCUCUGACUUCCCAGAAGACCCACCCCUGUGAGAUGUGUGGUCCAGUCUUGAGAGACAUUUUCCAUUUGGCUGAGCAGCAGGGAAAAGAAAACAGCCAGAAACUGUUGAGGUGCGGAGCAUGUGGGAAACGAUUUUAUUUCAGUAUAAAGUUUGAACAGCAGCAGCACGUGGGAGAAACACUAUGCAGAAACGGUGUGGAUGGGGCCUGUGACGUGAAGAGCUGCGGAAUCCAUGAUUCAGGAAAGUCCUUUACCUGUAGGGAAGUUCAGAAGGACUUCCUGUCUGGCUCGAGACAUCUGCGGCAAGAGGCCACUGCGAGUGAGGAGAAGCCAAACACCAUCACACAGUGCAGGGCAACUUUACAAAGCAGAAAAAGUCAUUAUCCUUGGGGAGAAUGCAAGAACGCCUUUAGUCCCAAACAUCCCCAUGUUCAGGACCAGGGUGUCCACCCUGGAAGACAGUGCUUUGUGUGUAAUGAAUGUGGGAAAACAUUCAGGUACAAAUCAUUAUUUGCUAUACACCAGAGAUCUCAUACUGGAGAAAGAUAUCAUGAGUUUGGCAAAUAUGGAAAAUACUCUAGGCAAAGAUCAACCCUGAGUGAACAUGGAAAGACUCACAGUGGAUCCAGGCAAUACACGUGUAGCAAAUGUGGGAAAUCCUUAGGUCCCAAAACUGUCCUCAUUCAUCCCCAGAGAUGGCAUCAUGGAGUAAAGAGUUAUGUGUGCAGUGAAUGUGCAAAAUCUUAUAGCUGUAGCUCAGUGUCGAUUACUCAUAGAGUUCAACCUGGAGAAAGGUUUUAUAAGUGUCGUGGCUGUGGAAAAUCUUUUCCCUCUAUGUCUGCCCUCUGUUAUCAUCGGAGAUCUCACACAGGGGAAAGACCUUUUGAGUGCAGUGAUUGUGGAAAGUGUUUUACUGCUCGUUCUGUCCUCCAUUCUCACCAGAGGGUUCACACUGGAGAAAAGCCUUAUGAGUGCAAUGAAUGUGGCAAGUCCUUUUUGCGAAGAAAUAGCCUCAAUGUACACAUAAAGGUUCACUCAAGUGAAAGGCCUUAUAAAUGUAAUGAAUGUGGGAAAUCUUUGAAGUGUAAGUCAGCAUUCAUUAAACACCAGAGAAUUCACACAGGAGAAAGGCCUUUUGAGUGCAGAGAAUGUGGCAAGUCCUUUCUCCGAAAAAAUACUCUCAAUGUACACAUAAAGGUUCACUCAGGUGAAAGGCCUUAUAAGUGCAAUGAAUGUGGGAAAUCAUUUAAGUUUAAGUCAACAUUCAUUAAACACCAGAGAAUUCACACAGGAGAGAGGCCUUAUGAGUGCAAUGAAUGUGGGAAAUCUUUUAUAUCUAGGACUGACCUGCGUUAUCAUCAAAGAAUUCACACUGGAGAAAGGCCUUAUGAGUGCAGUGAAUGUGGCAAGUCUUUUGUCCGACAAAAUAUCCUCAAAGUACACAGAAAGGUUCACUCAGGUGAAAGGCCUUAUAAGUGUAAUGAAUGUGGGAAAUCUUUGAAGUGUAAGUCAUCGUUGAUUAAACACCAGAGAAUUCACACAGGAGAAAGGCCUUAUGAGUGCAGUGAAUGCGGGAAGUCUUUUAUUACUAGUUCUGUCCUUCAUUCUCAUCAGAGAGUUCACACUGGAGAAAGGCCUUAUGAGUGCAGUGAAUGUGGGAAAACUUUUACCACUAGUUCUGUCCUCCGUGAUCACCAGAGACUUCAUACUGGAGAAAGGCCUUAUGAGUGUAGUAAAUGUGGGAAAACUUUUACCACAAGUUCUGCCCUCCAUUAUCAUCACAGAGUUCACACUGGAGAAAGGCCUUAUGAGUGCAGUGAAUGUGGCAAGUCUUUUGUCCGAAGAAAUAGCCUGAGUGUACACCUAAAGGUUCACUCAGGUGAAAAACCUUAUAAAUGUAAUGAAUGUGGGAAAUCAUUGAAGUGUAAGUCAACAUUCAUUCAACAUCAGAGAAUUCACACAGGAGAACGGCCUUAUGAAUGCAGUGAAUGUGGGAAAUCUUUUUCUGCUACUUCUGUCCUUCGUUCUCACCAGAGAGUUCACACGGGAGAAAGGCCUUAUGAGUGCAAUGAAUGUCAAAAAUCUUUUACCUCUAGUUCUGCCCUCCGUUCUCACCAAAGAGUACACACAGGAGAAAGACCUUAUAAGUGCGAUGACUGUGGCAAGUUCUUUCUCCACAGAAAUAGCCUCAAUGUACAUAUUAAGGUUCACUCAGGUGAAAGGCCUUAUAAAUGUAAUGAAUGUGGCAAAUCUUUGAACUAUAAGUCGACGUUCAUCCAACACCAGAGAAUUCACACAGGAGAAAAGCCUUAUCUGUGCAAUGAAUGUGGGAAGUCUUUUAGUCAUAGCUGUGCCCUCCGGUAUCAUCGUCAAAGUCACCUUGGAAUAAGUCCUUAUGACUGUAGUGAAUGUGGGAAAUCUUUUACCACUAGUUCUGUCCUCCGUGACCACCAGAGACUUCACACUGGAGAAAGGCCCUAUGAGUGCAGUGAAUGUGGGAAAUCUUUUACCGCUCGCUCUGUCCUCCGUUCUCACCAGAGAGUUCACUCUCGGGAAAGGCCUUAUGAAUGCAGUGAAUGUGGCAAGUCCUUUGUCAGAAGAAAUAGCCUCAAUGUACACAUAAAGGUUCACUCAGGUGAAAAGCCUUAUAAGUGUAAUGAAUGUGGGAAAUCUUGGAAGUGCAAGUCAACAUUCAUAAAACACCAGAGAAUUCACACAGGGGAAAAGUCUUUCACUUGCAGUGAAUGUGGGAAAUCUUUUAUUAGUUACGGUGCUCUUGGCCAUCAUCACAGAGUUCACAGUGGUGACAGGCCUUAGGGGUCCUGGUAUUGUGGGGAAUCUUUCAGCUAAAUCUUCAGUCUCCUUCAACAUGAGGAAGUCCGUAGUAAAUAAAGUCCUUGUGGGUGAUAUUACGAACCGAA